UAAGCCUUCCUCUAUUUGGAAUAUUCCUUCCCACCUACACCCCUCCGCCCCCACCUCGCGCUCUUCUUUACGUAAUUCCGAUUCCGGUAGAUUGCAGUUCCGCCAUGGCCUCCCACAGCGAUAUCCCGAACAGUGCAGGAUCCCAGCGAAGAAGAGCGAAGAAGGGUCAGGCGGAGGCUGCGGAGAAGUACUCGGUGCUUCUCCCCACCUAUAAUGAACGGGAGAACUUGCCUCUCAUCGUGUGGUUGUUGGUGAAGAGCUUCGAAGAAAGUGGAAACAACUAUGAAAUUAUAGUUAUAGAUGAUGGAAGUCCAGAUGGAACACAAGAAGUUGCUCAACAGUUGGAAAAGAUCUAUGGGUCAGAUAAAAUUCUUCUAAGGCCCAGAGCUAAAAAACUAGGACUGGGAACAGCUUAUAUUCAUGGAAUACAGCAUGCUACAGGAAACUUCAUUAUUAUUAUGGAUGCUGAUCUUUCACACCAUCCAAAAUUUAUUCCAGAAUUCAUUAGGAAGCAAAAAGAAGGUAAUUUUGACGUUGUUUGUGGAACUCGCUACAGAGGAAAUGGAGGUGUCUAUGGCUGGGAUUUGAAGAGAAAAAUUGUCAGAGGAGCCAACUUCUUAACUCAAAUUUUGCUUCGGCCAGGAGUAUCAGACUUAACUGGAAGUUUCAGGCUUCAUAUCAUUCUCGUGCUUUACAGGCUAUACCGAAAGGAAGUUCUACAGAAAUUAAUGGAAAAAUGUAUUUCUAAAGGAUAUGUCUUCCAGAUGGAAAUGAUUGUUCGAGCUAGGCAACUGAAUUUUACCAUUGGAGAGGUUCCAAUCUCAUUUGUGGAUCGAGUUUAUGGUGAAUCCAAGUUGGGAGGAAAUGAAAUAGUCUCCUUUUUGAAAGGACUGUUGACUCUAUUUGCUACUACAUAAGAUGACACUAUUCAUUUUAUAUUUAAAAUAUCAUAUUCGUUUCAUUUUAAACAUAAGACAAAAGACCUGGUUGCUGAUUUUUAAAUUGUACUCUUAGACCAUAAACAGUAAGGUAAGGUAAAUUUCAUAUACACCUUAAUUUUUUUUUCUGGAGGUCUGUUUUACGUCCAUGUAAAGGAAGAAGAAAUAUUCUUUAUGUCUGUUUACAGUUGUAAUGAGAUUUAUAAAUAAAUUUUAUAAGAUUUUUGGAUAAAGCAUUAUUGAUAAAUUAAAUUGGAUUUUCUUGUGCGAAGAUUUAAAUAAUGAUACUAAAAGCAGAGUUUCUAGCUUUGGGUUCCUAUGGAAUAUAGACUUCAAAAGAAUUAUGUAUGUACAUAAUUGAGAUAUAGUCCUAAAAUGUUUACAUAAGUUGGAAAACAUUCACAAUCCACCAUCUGGUUUAAAAUAUUUUCUCUUAAAUUAAUAAGGAAAUCAACCAACCUAUCUUAAAUUAACAUUUUAGGUUCUUUGCCUUAUUGCAGCUUGAAUGAGUAGAUCUGUUUUAACCCUUGAAUUUGAAAUACUGCAUUCUAAUAUGAAAAAUCAUAGUAAAAAUUAAACCAGUUGACUAAUAAAAAUAUUAAAUGUAUGUUUUGAAUGUGGAUAAAAGUUGUAUAGUUAUAAAUUCAUAGAUAUGUUAAGCUGUUAAGAACUUUUUCCUCAAUGAGAAAAAAAAUCCAAUUCGUACAAGAUUCAAACUGUUAUUCUAGUCA
Vombatus ursinus (common wombat) is the source of this 1669-nucleotide messenger RNA. It is a transcript of the gene DPM1, whose product is annotated as dolichyl-phosphate mannosyltransferase subunit 1, catalytic. The transcript has 9 exons. Gene Ontology annotation, biological process: GPI anchor biosynthetic process; protein O-linked glycosylation via mannose. Gene Ontology annotation, cellular component: endoplasmic reticulum membrane. Gene Ontology annotation, molecular function: dolichyl-phosphate beta-D-mannosyltransferase activity. NCBI's taxonomy places the organism in Eukaryota, Metazoa, Chordata, Mammalia, Diprotodontia, Vombatidae. Bases 105 to 917 code for a protein of 270 amino acids. The record is from RefSeq and is a predicted model, not a curated record.